AUGGCUUUGUUGUACGAAACCGUUCCAGCUUUCGAGGAUACAUGGAUCGAGUGCCUCGGAGACCUUGGCCGAUAUCGGAUGGCGAUUGAGGACGAAGAUGUCCGGGACCGUGAGACUUGGGCAGGCGUCGCGCGCUCUUGGUACACCAAGGCUGCCGAUAAGAAUCCUACUGUGGGUCGUCUAUAUCACCACCUCGCUAUCUUGGCACGACCAAAUGCUCUCCAGCAAAUGUACUACUACUCUAGGUCUCUGACCUGCGUCAAACCAUUCCAGAGCGCGCGAGAGUCAAUCUUGACUCUACUGGAUCCUAUUCUUGGUCGUGCAGGCGCACCUCUCACACAUGCCUUAGCGAUCGACACCAACUUCAUCAAAGCACACGGGCUGCAAUUCGAGGAGUCUUGUGUGGACACGGCUCAGGGGCAGAAGCAUCAGCAUACAACUGAGUUCAUGGACGCGAAGGCGGACUUCAUCGGAAACCUGGACAAUCACAUUGGUCGUGUGACAGCAAAAUGGAAGGAGCAGGGUGUAUACAUCGCGGUUACCAAUAUUGCCGGCUGGUUUGAAUACGGGAAAAACGACAAUCUUCUUCGCCAGAUUUUGCUGCUUCCGAUCUGGGGGAGAGCAGAAGAUCCUCAAAAGGCGACCGAAGACAAGAUUCGGAGUGCAUCUCCGGCUGACCAACAGAAUCCAAUGAAGCCUUUAAUUGCCUCGAGUAAGCCCGAAGAUAUUGAGCAGGAUAUUAAGAAGGCAAUGGACAAGUUCAAAGUCCUUCAGACCUUCAUCAACGCAAAAUCGAUCACGAGGGAGACGUUCGCUCUCGUACUCCGCCGCAUCGGCGACAAGAACGUGCUUCCUCACGUACACAUUAUGCUCGCUUUUCUUUCUAGCUUUGCUUCCAGUACAUACGUUUCCGAUCUCAUUGAGGACGCGCCUUGGGCCGAACUCGUUGCUUUCCUUAAUACGUUGGUCAAGACGGAGAACCAGAUCCAGAGUCAUUCACAAAGCCAUACGCCCAACAUCGAUACAAUACUGGCUUCCGGUGUAUUUCCUGGGGAGGGCGAGAGGGGCGACGAGCUGCCUUUGCCUGAGGAUUAUCUUGUGCGAGGCUUGAUCUGGGCAGACGAUUACUUUCCCAUCAAGUGGUUUGAGAGAGAGCAUGACGAAGAGGAGCGAUAUUUGGAGUUGGCGAGUACAGUCAAACAUCGCAUGGAGAGGGUCUUGAGACUGGGCUAUGCAAUCGCAAAGGCAAAGUGGAUCACAUACGCUAAGGACUCUCAUACAUUUUCUGUCCGGACCCAAUGA
This is a messenger RNA of Alternaria conjuncta, 1302 nucleotides long. RefSeq lists its product as uncharacterized. Gene Ontology annotation, cellular component: telomerase holoenzyme complex. The transcript has 2 exons. NCBI's taxonomy places the organism in Eukaryota, Fungi, Ascomycota, Dothideomycetes, Pleosporales, Pleosporaceae. Bases 1 to 1302 code for a protein of 433 amino acids. Gene Ontology annotation, biological process: nuclear-transcribed mRNA catabolic process, nonsense-mediated decay. The record is from RefSeq and is a predicted model, not a curated record. Gene Ontology annotation, molecular function: telomeric repeat DNA binding; protein binding; telomerase RNA binding.